Messenger RNA from Saprolegnia diclina VS20, 951 nucleotides. Its product is annotated as ribonuclease HII. Gene Ontology annotation, molecular function: RNA-DNA hybrid ribonuclease activity; RNA binding. The transcript has 5 exons. Gene Ontology annotation, cellular component: ribonuclease H2 complex. NCBI's taxonomy places the organism in Eukaryota, Oomycota, Saprolegniomycetes, Saprolegniales, Saprolegniaceae. The coding region runs from base 212 to 892 and encodes 226 amino acids. Gene Ontology annotation, biological process: DNA replication, removal of RNA primer; mismatch repair. The record is from RefSeq and is a predicted model, not a curated record.
UUCAUUAGCACACUAUUAGCACCACAUUGCCGUUGAGUAACCAAUCGAAAGGCGGCAAAAUGCGCGCAGCAGCAGCAGCGCCGUUGCGCCGGUUGGGCGCCUUCUGAGCACAGCGCCAGCCACAACGACUGCGCCUACCCCUGUGGCCAAAGCCAAGAAGCUAAAGACAUCCAAAGUCGUCAAGGUUGCCAAGGCUGCACCCGCCAAGACCAUGGCAGCGUCCUCCAAGGCCAAGGCCGCCAAGGCCACAGUACCGUCGGCCGACGGCGCGCCGACGUUCAAGCAUGGCACGCUCAGCAAAGACUUUGAGACGCGACUGUAUGCCAAGGGCUUCAAGUGCGUCGUGGGUGUGGACGAAGCGGGGCGUGGUCCGCUUGCUGGCCCCGUGGUCGCGGCGGCCUGUUAUGUCCCAUUGGAUGUUGUCAUCGAAGGUAUCCACGACAGCAAGAAGCUCGAUGAGAAGCAGCGGAAAUGGCUCUUUGCCCAAAUCACGUCCAACCCUGCUAUCAAAUACGCAGUCCACAUCAAUCCACCGGCGCGCAUCGACGACAUCAACAUUCUCCAGGCGACGCUCGAGUCCAUGCGCAAGUGCGUCGAGGACCUCCCGAUGCCGGUCGACUAUGCGCUCAUCGACGGCAACCGCAUGCCGACGCUCGACGUCGACGGCGAGACCGUCGUCAAAGGGGAUGGGCGCGUCUACUCAAUCGCAGCUGCCUCCGUCAUUGCCAAGGUCACGCGAGACCGCCUUAUGGUCGCCUACGACAAGGAGUACCCCGAGUAUGGCCUCGGCCAGCACAAGGGCUAUGGCACCAAAGCACACAUGCUCGCGAUUCACAAGCACGGCGCGACCCCGAUUCACCGCAUGACGUUUGCACCACUCAAUCAACUCUAACCCAUCAUACUACUAGUACAACGGAAGUCAUUUUAGUGAAAUUGUCAUUUGUCUUUGCA